This is a messenger RNA of Anopheles marshallii, 3171 nucleotides long. It is a transcript of the gene msk, whose product is annotated as importin-7. The record is from RefSeq and is a predicted model, not a curated record. Gene Ontology annotation, cellular component: cytosol; nuclear envelope. The coding region runs from base 1 to 3171 and encodes 1056 amino acids. Gene Ontology annotation, biological process: protein import into nucleus. The transcript has 9 exons. Gene Ontology annotation, molecular function: small GTPase binding. Lineage: Eukaryota; Metazoa; Arthropoda; Insecta; Diptera; Culicidae.
AUGGAUACCGUCAAGAUAAGCGAAUUGCUUCGUGCUACCAUCGACCCAACGCAACGAUUGCAGGCCGAGGAGCAGCUAAAUCAGGUACACAAGAUCAUCGGUUUCCUGCCCAGCCUGAUGCAGGUGAUUAUGCAAAAUGAGCUGGAAAUACCGGUCCGAUUGGCGGGUGCCAUCUACAUGAAGAACCUGAUCAACAGCAGCUGGCAGGACCGCGAGGCGGAAUGUGGCAAUCCGAUCCCGUUUGCCAUUCACGAGCAGGAUCGGGCCAUGAUCCGUGACACGGUCGUGGAAGCGAUCGUGCACGUGCCGGCUGAGGUGAUCAAGGUGCAGCUGUGCUUCUGCCUGAGCCACAUCAUCAAGAACGAUUUUCCGGGCCGGUGGACGCAGGUAGUGGACAAGGUGAGCCUCUGCCUGCAAAACAGCGACCCGAACGCGUGGCACGGUGCGCUACUCUGCAUGUACCAGCUGGUGAAACACUACGAAUACAAGAAGUCAGCGGAACGUGGCCCGCUUACCGAGGCGAUGAAUCUGCUGCUGCCACAGAUCUACACCAUCAUGAUGAACGUGAUCAACGAACCGUCGGAGCAGAGUGUGCUGUUGCAGAAGCAAAUACUGAAGAUAUUCUACGCGCUCACGCAGUACUCGUUACCGCUGGAGGUGAUCACGAAAGAUGUGUUUUCGUGCUGGAUGGAAAUCUGCCGCCAGGUUCUGGAACGUCCGGCUCCGGAUGCGUCGCACAUUGAGGAAGAGGAACGGCCACAGCAUCCUGCGUGGAAAACGAAAAAGUGGGCCUCUCAUAUCAUUCUGCGAAUGUUCGAACGGUACGGCAGUCCCGGCUCCGUCAUCUCGAAGGAGUACAAAGAAUUUUCCACCUGGUUCCUGCAAACGUUCACCAGCGGUCUGCUGAUGGUGUUGCUGAAGAUUCUGGACCAGUAUCGCAACAAGAUCUACGUGUCGCCGCGCGUCAUGACGAACACGCUCGACUACAUCAAGACGGCCGUUUCGCACGCGUUCUCGUGGAAGAUGCUGAAACCGCACAUGAUUGAAAUCAUCCGGGACGUGAUCUUCCCGCUGAUGUCGUACACCGACGCGGACGAGGAGCUGUGGGAGAACGACCCGAUCGAGUACAUCCGCAAGAAGUUCGACGUGUUUGAUGAUUUCGUGUCGCCGGUACAGUCGGCCGAAACGCUACUGCACAACUGCUGCAAAACGCGCAAAGGCAUCCUGACGCAGGUGAUGCAAAUCAUUAUGCAAAUCAUCAACACGCCCGGGCUGGACCACAAGGAGAAGGACGGCGCUUUGCAUAUGGUUGGUUCGCUGGCAGAAGUACUGCUGAGGAAGAAAAUCUUCAAGGAGCAAGUCGAGCAGCUGUUGAUGCAGUACGUCUUUCCGGAGUUUGCCAGUCCGCACGGGCAUCUGCGUGCGCGGGCCUGCUGGGUGAUGCAUUAUUUCAGCGAUAUCAAGCUCAAGAACCCGCAGGUGCUGGAGCAGAUCAUGCGUAACUUGAGCAACGCGCUACUCACCGACAAAGAUCUCCCGGUGAAGGUGGAAGCGGCCAUGUCUAUGCAGAUGUUCCUCAUCUCGCAGGACGAUGCCGCACCGUUCCUGGAGAGCCAGAUAAAGGAUAUCACGAUGGAGUUGCUAAGGAUCAUUCGCGAGACGGAGAACGAAGAACUGACGACCGUUUUGCAAAAGAUCGUUUGCACGUACUCAGAUCAGCUGCCCCCGAUAGCGCUUGACAUCUGUCAGCAUUUGGCCACCACGUUUAGCCAGGUGUUGGAAACGGAGGAAAACAAUGAUGAGAAGGCAAUUACUGCGAUGGGACUGCUGAGUACGAUGGAAACACUGUUGGCCGUAAUGGAAGAACAUCCGCAGGUUCUGGCAGCACUGCAUCCGAUCGUGCUGCAGGUGAUCGGGCAUGUGCUGCAGCAGAAUGUGGUCGAGUUUUACGAGGAAGCGUUCGGGCUGGUGUGCGAUUUGACAUCCAAGAGUAUCUCGCCGGACAUGUGGAAGAUGCUGCAAAUCAUUUAUGAGCUUUUCCAGAAAAAUGGAGCCGAAUACUUUGUCGAUAUGAUGCCAGCCCUGCACAACUACAUAACGGUCGAUACGCGCGCUUUUCUUUCAAAUCCGAAUCACGUCAUCGCGAUGUACAACAUGUGCAAGUCGAUCCUCACCAGUACCGCUACGGAAGAGUCGGAGUGUAGUGCUGCCAAAUUGCUAGAAGUAAUUAUCCUACAGUGCAAGGGCCUCAUCGAUGAAUUCAUACCGAGCUUCGUGGAGCUGGCAUUAAUGCGGUUGACUAGAGAGGUGAAAACGUCCGAGCUGCGAACCAUGUGCUUACAGGUGGUUAUUGCAGCUAUCUAUUACAAUCCUACCCUCCUGUUAGACAUUUUGGAAAAAAUUCCCAUACCGGUCCCCGAUUCGUGUAUUACCGCUCACUUCAUCCGACAAUGGCUACACGAUUACGAUUGUUUCCUUGGCAUUCACGAUCGUAAGCUGUGCAUUAUUGGCCUGUGCACGUUGCUGUCGCUGGGCGAACGCAAACCGACUGUACUGAGCGAGCUGCCGGACAAAAUCAUUCCAACGAUGCUGAUGGUUUUCGACGGACUGAAGCGUGCCUAUGCCGCCCGUGCAGCCGAGGGCGAAGAGGAGGAGAGUGAGGACGAAAGCGAAGAUCUGGAAGAUGGAUUGUCGAGCGAUGAGGAUGAUGUGGAUGAAAUUAACCCAUACUUCAAGAACAUGUCGAAGAUGGUGCAGGAACGAGGAGCAGAGGCUGGUUUCGAAGUAACUGCAUCGAUUCAGGAUGCUGAUUCCGAUGAAGACGACGAUGACGACGACGAUGAUGAUGACGAUGGUGAUGAAAUCGAUGAAACUGCACUGGAAAGCUAUACAACACCACUGGACGAUGAGGAAAAUCCCAACACGGUGGAUGAGUACAUUAUGUUCCAAGACAUUAUGAACAAUCUUCCCAGCACUGACCCGAACUGGUAUACGAUGCUUACCAGAAAUUUGAAUGCAUCCGAGCGAAAGAACCUGCAAGAAGUGUUGGUGUUGGCCGGUCAGAAAAAGGAAACAAAGCGCUCGAAAGAAAUUGAAAAGAGUGGAGGUUAUCAGUUCACGCAGCAUCAGAUACCAACCAGCUUUAGCUUUACGGGACAGCAACAACAGUAA